Messenger RNA from Closterium sp. Naga37s-1, 3072 nucleotides. NCBI's taxonomy places the organism in Eukaryota, Viridiplantae, Streptophyta, Zygnematophyceae, Desmidiales, Closteriaceae. The record is from the annotation of a GenBank genome assembly.
AUGGGCGGCGCGUGCUCUCGUCGACUCCGGCCCAGCUCCAGUGGCUACGGCGGCGGCUCCACCAGCGCCGGUGGCGGCGGUGGAGGCGGAGCGAUGGAGGGAGGCUCCAUCCGGGGGAGGCUGAGCGCGGAGGGUAGAUUCGCGAGCGAGCGGCGGCACCUGCACCACUGCCACCAGCACUGCCAGGGGCCGCGGUUCCACUGCGACGGACAGGACCUCCACGUGGAUUGGGAUGUUGCUGACGAUGCUCGCGAUGGGGACGAGUGCGGCGAGGAGCUCCCUUGGUCGACGGCAUCGAUUCCCGUUGCCACGCUGAGCCAACGGUCAUUGUCAGGGGCGAGAAUGGGCAGCGCGAACAGCCAGGCCAGGGUUACUAGUGGAAGCAGAGCUGGCAUGGCCAGGCUGUCGCUUGAGGAGCUUGCCACGCUGGCAGUCUGCCGUGAUUUGAUUCGCCGACCAUCAAGCUACACACCAUCCAAGCUUGCGCGUCUCUCCCCACACGUGCUGCAAUCGCUGCUCCACGUGCUCGUGCACGUCAGGGAGCUCUCCCUGCCGCUCCUACAAGCAUUGCCCGCGCCACUCCUUGAGUCCCUGCCUCUGGCGCAUUACCCCAACCUCAACGACCGCUGGCUGGAGCUGCUGUCGCCUCACGCGCCCACACUGCUCUCCAUCGACCUCUCCUUUGCUGCUGCUGUCACCGAUGCUGGCAUACACAAGCUGCUUUCCGGCGCCCCUCCUGCUCUUCCUGCUGCCAAUAGCACCUCCCCCUCCUCUCCUCCUAUGGGUCUAACCUCGCCCCAAGCCCGAAACCUGUCUUCCCCCACACUGUCCGACAUCCGCCUUUUAGGCAGCCCCGUUUCUAGCAGCCCCGCUUCCAGCAGUAGCUCCCAAGAAGAUCUGUCAGACGGAAGUUCCUCGGAAGGAGUGUUUUUGGAGUUGAGUCUAGGGGAAGAAGAGGAGGGAGAAGGGAGUGAGGAGAGGAGGGGUGGAGGGGAGGAAGGUGAAGGGAGCAGAGAGAGGGAAGAGAGGGAUGAAAGGGAGAGGAGAGAUUGUGAGGAGAGGAGGAAUUCAAGGGAGAAUGAGAUUCGCAUGCGCCUGCAAGCGGCAAGGAUGGAGAGGGAGAGGCAUGGGGAUGCCUUCUGCAGCAGAAAACGGCAGAGGGGGGCGGGAGCAUCAGCCACAAUCACUGACGACGCCCUGGCUCCUCUUGCUGGUAACCACCUGAACCAUGCUGGUAACCACCUGAACCAUGCUGGUAUCCAGUUGCAGUGCACUGUGAGAAUCCGUUCUGCUGCACUCAUGCCACCACCUCGCCUCUCUCAGCACACCUGCCUGCAACCGCCUGUCUGCUGCUGCUCAAGCUCACCUGACCUACCCUCUGUCCCUCUGUCCUCCACUCCCACGUGCCCCUUCCCUUCCUUCCUUCCCCUUCCCUUCUCUUCCCUCACAUCAGCCUGCCACCACCUCGCCUCGCUCAGCACGCGUGGCUGCAACCGCCUCUCUGCUGCUGCUCUCACGCACGUGGCCCACCUGCCCUCCCUCACGUGCCUGAACCUGGAGAUGUGCGGCCUGCUCAAGGGGGGCAUGCGUCACCUUACAGGGCUCUCCUCCCUCCGCACUCUCAACGUCGGCUGGUGCACGUCCCUAGACGAUGACGACAUGGCAGACAUUGCCCACCUGUCUUCACUGCACUCCCUCAACGUCUCCCGCUGCAAGAUCACAGAUGCUGGCCUCACGGCUCUGCUGCAAGCUCUCUCGUCCCUCACCAGUCUCAGCAUGGCGGGCUGUCAGCAUGUUACGGAUACUGCCUUCUCUCUCAUCUCUGGCGUUCACGGGCUGACUGAGCUCAACGUGGAGUGGUGUGCACUUCUAACCAACACAGGCCUUAAGCACCUGCAAGCUCUCACGCGUCUCACGUCUCUCAACCUGGCCUACACCCGCUUUGGCGUCAUCGACACGCCCCGCAACAGAAGCAUGCAGAGCGCCCCCUUCUUCAUUUCUUCACUGCGCUCCCUCCGCCACCUCAACCUGGACUCAUCACGGGUCAACGAUCUUGCAAUGGCAGAGCUUGCAGGUCUGACCGCCCUGGAGAGCCUUGAUCUGUCAGACUCCACAGUCGGGGAUGCAGGGAUUCGCAAUGUCUCUGCCAUGACUCGUCUCUCCUCCCUCAACCUGAGCUACUGCAACGUCGCUGAUGGCGGUGUGACCAGCAUCGCCCAUCUCUCCGCCCUCACCUCCCUCUCACUCGACACACGCUCUAUCACUGAUGCCGGCUUAAAACGUCUUUCAGCCCUCACCAACCUCACCAGCCUGGACCUGUUUGGAGCGCGGGUGACUGACGAGGGCAUGGCAGUGGUCAAGGGCUUCAAGAAGCUUCAGGUGCUGGAGGUGUGUGGGGGUGGCAUUACGGACAAGGGAGUGAAGGAACUCGCCUCUCUGCCCCGACUGGCCUCUCUUAAUGUCUCUCAGAACCAGCGCAUCACCGAUGCUGGCGUCAAGGCUUUGGCAGCACUCACCUCUCUCGAAACCCUCAACCUGUCGGGGUCAGGAGUCACCCGCAACGGCCUCUCCCACCUGCUCGCCCUCUCCCGCCUCACCUCCCUCUCUCUGCACGGCUGCAAGGUGCACAGAGCGCACCUCAACCACCUGCUCGUCUCUCCUCUUUGCGACUGGGACCCAAGUCGGUCGAGCGUCCGCCAACCUCGCCGUUGCAUCAUCGCUCAAUCAAGCAUGGCGCCCAACGAAACAGUGCCACGUGGCGAAGGGCGCUUGGAAGAGCUGCUGGAAAGCGGCAUGUUCGCUGACGUGACGCUGAGAGCGGGCGACGCGGAUGUUGCCGCGCACCGCUGCAUCCUCUCGUCGUGGUACGUGUGCGACGCCACGUCUCCUGUGUUCAAGAAGAUGUUUACGAACGGCUUUAUGGAGACAUCGGAGCGGCCUAUAGUGAGGAUGGACGACAUGGACGAGUGCACCCUACGCCUCUUCCUGCGCCUCAUCUACGCGGGCGGAUGCAACCUUCCCAAGGAGUACCUCCUGGUGCGCUCUCUCCAGCAGAUGAUCAAAAUUCGGUAA